Messenger RNA from Amphibalanus amphitrite, 929 nucleotides. Its product is annotated as troponin C, isoallergen Bla g 6.0101-like. Gene Ontology annotation, molecular function: enzyme regulator activity; calcium ion binding. The transcript is spliced from 7 exons. The coding region runs from base 102 to 554 and encodes 150 amino acids. Lineage: Eukaryota; Metazoa; Arthropoda; Thecostraca; Balanomorpha; Balanidae. The record is from RefSeq and is a predicted model, not a curated record.
GCGCCCUGCAGUAUUGGCCCAGAGGUGACACCGGUCGGCCAGCACUCGACCCUCCCUGCCCCGUGUCCAGCCGCAGACCAGCCCCCCUCCAACCAGCAGCCAUGGCGGACCACGGUGUCGAUGAGGAGCACUUGGCCAUGCUCAAGAAAGCCUUCGGCAUGUUCGACCAGAAGAAGACGGGCUCGAUCGAGGUCAACAAGGUGGCCGCCAUCCUCAACACCAUGGGCCAGCAGUUCGACGACGACGAGCUCCAGCAACUUUGCACCGAAAAGGCCAAAGACGGCAAGCUGGAUUUUGACAGCUUCGUCAGCAUCGCGUCCAACUUCCUCGAGGAGGAGGACGACGAGGCCAUGCAGGCAGAGCUGAAGGAGGCCUUCCGGCUCUACGACAAGGAGGGCAACGGCUACAUCACCACUCAGGUGCUGAAGGAGAUCCUGAAGGCGUUGGACGACAAGCUUACCUCGGAGGACCUGGAUGGCAUCAUUGAGGAGGUGGAUACUGACGGUUCGGGCACCCUCGACUUCGAUGAGUUCCUGGAAAUGAUGACUGGCUAGUUGCAUCCUGCUAUCGUUCACCAUCGAAUUCAUGGAGAUGAUGGCCGGUGAAUAGCCGUCCACAGGGAAACUAUGAUCGUCCGGUGACGUCACCAGCCUCAUCUGACGUCAUCACCAGAGACUCCGGGCGGUCGGGUGCUCGGAGCCUUUUGCAGUUUUUUUUUUUUCGCCAGCUCCGUUCCGGCCUCAUACGCAUCCCGGGGGGCAGCGGGGGUUAUAUCGCAAACGAAACAAAGUCGUGUUAAAUCAAAAUGCCGGGCAUGAGAGCCAAUCACCGCAUUGUUGUUCAGUGUUGGGAUUCAUGAGAAUUGCCAUUGUGUUGUGAUCAAAUGGUAACUGACUUCAUGUUUUGGUGAAAUACAAUGAAGUUCUUUA